AGUUGUGGAUCACGUGAGUCCCUGUCCGGGCAGAGCAGUCCAGCAGUGGGAGCCUCUGCCGCAACGCUACGGCUCCUCUGGGCGGACGCUUCCAUUCUAACCACCGCCUCUCCUUCUCCAGCUACAGUGGGACAGAUUUCUGCCGUAGCUUUUUUUUUUUUUUUUUUUUUUUACAUAUGAGCGCCAGUCCACCCUCCGGGACUCUAUCGGGACUGUGAGGCCGCGUCAAAGAAGUGCGAAGACGGCAUGGGAAGCCCCGUGUUACCCAGAAGAGCGAUGGUUUGGCCAAAAUAAUCCCGUCUUUCUGUCGCCAGAGAGGGAAACUUAAAACAAGUCCUGUUUUUGGAGUCCCGCCGCCCCUCUCCGCUCUCCCCGUAGGAUUUGAUUCAAAGGCGAAUCCAAGAUGGCUGCUGAUUCCGUGCAGGGGGAUGCCAGGGCCCAGCUGGUGGCAGAGCGACUGGGUCUUGGACAAAACCUGGACCUAUCUGACACCAUGGUCCAGCAGAAGCUGGACGAGAUCAAGGAUCAGAUCCGUCGUGAGAUCCGCAAGGAGUUGAAGAUCAAAGAAGGUGCAGAGAACCUGCGCAAGGUCACCACAGACAAGAAGAGCCUGGCGUAUGUGGACAAUAUGCUUAAAAAAUCUAACAAGAAGGUGGAGGAGCUCCACCAGGAGCUGCAAGAACUAAACGCCCACAUAGUGGUCAAAGAUCCAGAAGAACUAGCAGAGUGCCCUUUAACCCCCGAUACUCCAAGCAGUGAAGCGAGAACGUGCACAAGCAACAGCCGCCUGGCAGCUUUAAAACGGCAGAAUGACAUCGAGCUGAAGGUGAAACAGGGAGCCGAGAACAUGAUUCAAAUGUACUCCAACGGCUCCUCCAAGGACCGCAAGUUACUGGCCGCCGCUCAGCAGAUGCUUCAAGACAGCAAGACAAAGAUCGAGUUCAUCAGGAUGCAGAUCCUGAAGGCCAGUCAGGCCACAGAGCUGAGCUUUGAGAGCAAUGACCUGAUGGCUGACAAGUCCAUCAUCAGUCCUCUGGACCUGCGGGUGGAGGAGCUGUGUCACCAUGCCAGGAUAGAGUCUGCAGUGGCAGAGGGAGCCAAGAACGUCAUGAAGCUGCUGGGCUCCGGAAAAGUCACAGAAAAGAAAGCUCACUCAGAGGCUCAGGCUCGCUUUACCGAGUCCAGCCAGAAGCUGGACCUGUUACGUUACUCGUUAGAGGAGCGCCUUAGCGAAUUGCCAAAAAACCACCCUCGCAGCAGCGCCAUCGUAGAGGAGCUGUCUCUGCUGUCCUCCCCCACCCUCAGCCCCAGGUCCAGCAUCAUCUCCACACAGAACCAGUACAGCACCUUCACCAAGCCCGCAGCACUCACAGGCACGUUAGAUGUCAGACUCAUGGGCUGCCAGGACCUUCUGGAAAAUGUCCCCGGCCGUUCCAAGGCGGCCCCCAGCCCGCUGCCUGGCUGGAGCCCCAGCGAGACGCGCUCAUCCUUCAUUAGCCGAGCAAACAGAAACCGAGGCGUGAGCUCCAGGAACCUCACAAAGAGUGAGGAGGUCUCCAAUGAGAUCAGCGCCGUCCUGAAGCUGGACAACACGGUGGUCGGACAGACGAGCUGGAAGCCUGUCAGCAACCAGGCCUGGGACCAGAAGUUUACACUGGAGCUGGAUCGGUCUCGAGAGUUGGAGAUCUCUGUGUACUGGCGCGACUGGCGUUCCCUCUGCGCUGUCAAGUUCCUGAGGCUGGAGGACUUCCUGGACAACCAGCGUCAUGGAAUGUGUCUGUACCUGGAGCCACAGGGGAUGCUGUUUGCUGAGGUAACAUUUUUCAACCCUGUUAUUGAGAGAAGACCAAAGCUGCAAAGACAAAAAAAGAUUUUCUCUAAACAACAAGGUAAGACCUUCCCACGGGCCCCCCAGAUGAACAUCAACAUCGCCACCUGGGGGCGGCUGGUGAGAAGAGCCAUACCCAAUCUCAGCACCAACUCUUUCAGCCCCCAAGCUCCUGAGAUGGGCCAUGGGAGCGUUCCUGGUUCCCCCACACCCAGCAGCGAUCCACUGGUGACCAAGCUGGAUUUCGACAAAGAACCCACACCAGGACCCAAACACUACGCGGCACCUGAUGAUGUCAGAGAACCACCUGCACAGAACAAGAUGCCCAACAAGCAGGAAGUGGAGGACGCACUGAGUGAAUUCAACUUCCUGAACAAGAGAAUCAGCACGGUUCUGGAACCAGACGCUGACGGGGUUCUGGAGCCAGAGUUCCAGCAUCCCAACCUGGAGCUCACUUCCAUCCAGAAGGACUCAGAGAUAAGGGAAGAAGAGCAGUUCCACUUCAGUCUCCAAGAUUUUAAAUGUGUGGCGGUUCUUGGACGUGGCCACUUUGGAAAGGUGCUGUUAUCAGAAUAUAAAAGUACAGGCGAGAUGUUUGCCAUUAAAGCUUUGAAGAAAGGAGACAUUGUGGCUCGAGACGAGGUGGACAGUCUGAUGUGUGAGAAGAGGAUUUUUGAGACGGUCAACAGCGUCCGCCACCCCUUCCUGGUCAACCUGUUUGCGUGCUUCCAGACGUCGGAGCACGUUUGCUUUGUGAUGGAGUACGCAGCGGGCGGCGACCUGAUGAUGCACAUCCACGCCGACGUGUUCUCUGAGCCCCGGGCCGUAUUUUAUGCAGCGUGUGUCGUUCUGGGAUUACAGUUUUUACACGACCACAAGAUAGUGUACAGAGACCUGAAGCUGGACAACCUGCUCCUGGACACAGAGGGGUACGUGAAGAUCGCUGACUUUGGCCUUUGCAAAGAAGGAAUGGGCUUCAGGGAUCGCACCAGCACCUUCUGCGGCACGCCGGAGUUCCUGGCCCCGGAGGUUUUGACGGAGACGUCAUACACCCGCGCCGUGGACUGGUGGGGGCUGGGCGUGCUGAUCUUUGAGAUGCUGGUGGGAGAGUCGCCGUUUCCCGGCGAUGACGAGGAGGAGGUGUUCGACAGCAUCGUGAACGAUGAAGUCCGCUACCCACGCUUCCUCUCCACCGAGGCCAUCUCCAUCAUGAGGAGGCUUUUGAGGAGGAGCCCAGAGCGCCGUCUGGGAGCAGGAGAAAGAGAUGCAGAGGAAGUUAAGAAACAUCUAUUCUUCAGGAACUUGGACUGGGACGGCUUGCUGGCCAAGAAGGUGAAGCCGCCGUUCGUGCCGACCAUCCAGGGCGCCAACGACGUCAGCAACUUCGACGAUGAAUUUACCUCAGAGGCUCCGAUUUUAACCCCCCCCAGAGAACCCCGAGUCCUGAGCUCCGAGGAGCAGAACCUGUUUUCUGACUUUGAUUACAUAGCUGACUGGUGUUAGCUUCACCUUCAAAGACACACACACACACGCACACACACUGUGAACUAAGCAGCUCAGCGAUGACUGGAGCUCACUUUUUAUAAACAAUCCUUCCUUCAUCCCUGCCCAAAAUGUUGAGAGAACAAACUGUGCCAUUAAGAAGAAGAUCUAGUUGACCUCUACAAGGACCUCAGAUGCUUGUUGUUUUUUUUAAUCCACAUGAGAUUGUUGGUUGUUGUUUUUUUUGUUGUUGUUUUUUUAAUUGAAUGGAAUUGUGUUGGAUGGAAGGUGGAGGGAUAUCCUGCACAAAUCGCCGCCGUGUCCGUUGACUGACCACUGAGAAUGUUUUCCAUACGGACUGAGAAGACAGCACCAUUACAAUCACAUUAUUCAGUGUUGCUGUCUUCAGAUUUAAAAAAAAAAAAAAAA
Molecule: messenger RNA, 3739 nt
Organism: Xiphophorus maculatus (southern platyfish)
Lineage: Eukaryota; Metazoa; Chordata; Actinopteri; Cyprinodontiformes; Poeciliidae
Gene: pkn2a
Product: protein kinase N2
Exons: 23
Coding region: 404-3331 (975 amino acids)
Biological process (GO): protein phosphorylation; signal transduction
Molecular function (GO): small GTPase binding; ATP binding; protein serine/threonine kinase activity
Source: RefSeq, a predicted model, not a curated record